AUGGAUGUACAAAGGAACCAAUUAUGGUAUAUGGCAGGGUGUAGAUGCAUUGGGAGAUUUGCUCGUCACUCCAAGGAUGGAAGCCUAUGCAUUCCCAUGGAGCAUCUCCUUGGUGCCUUCAAGGUUUCAAGCGAGUUAUUUGGAUGGAAGAACAAGCGUACUGGUGAUGUUAUCCAGCACAGGUCAUCGGAUAUAUCUACAAUUGCAUUUCUAAAGACCAAUUCAAACACCUACCAACUGAGGAUUGAGUUGAAUGAGUCAAAGGGACACAAGGUACUCAGAUUUGAUGGGUUUACCGAAAAGGUACGUUGGAUUAGAUGUGUUUGUGAACUAGAAGCAGCCCAUGUGAUAUCAACUAGUUGA
Messenger RNA from Theileria equi strain WA, 363 nucleotides. RefSeq lists its product as hypothetical. The record is from RefSeq and is a predicted model, not a curated record. Bases 1 to 363 code for a protein of 120 amino acids. The transcript is spliced from 3 exons. NCBI's taxonomy places the organism in Eukaryota, Apicomplexa, Aconoidasida, Piroplasmida, Theileriidae.